AUUGAUCUAACCUUGAUCUAACCACAGUGUAUAUGAUCUAACCCCAAUACUCAUUCCGCACUAUUCUGUUCAGCCCCAAUUCAAUUGAUAAAUAAAAUAUUGACGUUUUUGAUAUUUUGAUAUGCAAAAAAACUUACCUGUGGCCAAGGCCCUAAAACAUAAAACAUAAGGCCUCAUGGCAGAAGAUUCGCAAAUAUCAAUAUGCUGUCUCAAAUAUGAAAUAUUCAAUCUGCUGUCGAUAUCGUGCUGAGAAAUAUGUAGUUGUAUGAAUACGCGCCAACUCGUGAAAGCCACAUUUCGCCGGCGUCGCGCCACAUUCGCGUUGUUUACUGUGAGCGUGCUUCAGUCGGGCGUGCGGCGUGUGUUUCGUGGUGCUGCGAUAGAUGGCCUUGGUGCUGCGGAGAGCGAGGCAAUAGAACCUGGACAGGGUGGGAUCGGAUGGUGGAUAAGUGCUUUUCCGUUUUAAUAAAUCAUCAGAAAUGUCGGCGCGAAUGUUUAAGAAGACCACUUCCACGAUGUCUGUGUCAUCCGGCGGUUCCGCCGCUGCCAGCCCUGCCAGAAGCCGGUCACCUUCCAGUCCUGCCAGAACUACGCGGUUAGAGGAAAAACAACAGCUUGCUGGUCUCAAUGACAGGCUGGCUGCAUACAUUGAGAAAGUGCGCUCGCUAGAGGCUGAGAAUAACCGCUUGUCUCUCCAAGUGCGCACAUCUCAGGAAGUUGUUACGCGAGAAGUCUCCAACAUCAAGUCGCUAUAUGAAAGUGAGCUCGCAGAUGCAAGAAGGCUGCUGGAUGAAACAGCAAGGGAAAGAGCGAAACUGCAAAUUGACUUAGGGAACUUGAAAACGGAAAGGGAUGAUCUUGCUGCCAAGCUGGUGCGCCGCGAGCGCGAGCUGGAGGGUGCCGAGAAGCAGGUGUCGCUGCAGGAGGCGCAGGUGCGCGACCUGCAGGGUCGGCUCAACCAGGCGCUGGCCGACAAGAAGAAGGCGCAGGACGACCUCAAGGAUGCGCAGCUGGAGAACAUGAAGCUGAAGAAGCAGCUGGACGAGGUGCGGAAGCAGCUGGAGUCUGAGGCGCUGGCCCGCGUCGACAUGGAGAACCGCUGCCAGAGCCUCAAGGAGGAGCUCGAGUUCAAGACCAACGUGUACGAGGAGCAGCUGACGGAGACGCGCAGCAAGAAGACGGAGGAGAUCACGGAGCUGGACGGACAGCUGCAGACCGAGUACGAGGCGCGCCUCCGCCAGUCGCUCCACGAGCUGCGCGAACAGUACGAGAUGCAGAUGCGCGUCAACAGAGAGGAGAUCGAGACCAUCUACGAGUCCAAGCUGGAGGACCUGCGCGCCGCCCAGUCGCGCAACCAGUCGUCCACGGCCACCACGCUGCGCGAGCUGCGCGAAACUAAGGCGCGCAUCGACGACCUGCUCGGCAAGAUCAGCGACCUCGAGGGCACCAACACCACGCUGCUGGCGCGCGUGCGGGAUCUGGAGCGUCAGCUGGACGAUGAGCGCACGUCGAGCGCCUCGAUGCUGGUGGCCAAGAACGAGGAGAUCGAGCGGCUGCAGGAGCUGAUGCAGCAGCAGCUGCAGGAAUACCAGGACCUGAUGGACAUCAAGGUGGCUCUGGACGUCGAGAUCGCCGCCUACCGUAAACUGCUCGAGUCGGAGGAGGCCCGGCUGAACCUGUCGCCGGGCGGACGGCACGUGGUGGAGGUGAGCGCCAGCUCGUCGGCCCGCGGCUCGCGCGCCACGCCCUCGGCCGGCCGCGCCGGGAAGCGCAAGCGGAUGGUGCUGGAGUCGGAGGAAGCCUCCACCAGCGGGUUCGCCGUGGCCAACACGUGCCACGGAGACGUCGAGAUCGUCGACGAGUGCGCCGACGGCAAGUUCGUGAAGCUGCGCAAUAAGUCCAACAAGGAGGUGUCUCUGGGAGGCAUGCAGCUGGUGCGCAAGGCGGACGGGAACGAGACCGACUACAAGUUCCACCGGGCCAUCAAGCUGGGCGCCGGCGAGGAGACGACCGUCUGGGCGUCGGAGGCGGGCGCCGUGCACGACGCGCCGCACAGCCUGGUGAUGAAGGGCCAGACGUGGUUUGUGGCCGACAAGAUGACCACCACCCUGUACGACAUGGAGGGAGAGGAGAUCGCCCAGCGCGUCUCGCAGCGGGAGAACCGCUCUGCCAGUUUCACCACGUCGCGCCAGCAGGUGAUCGCCACUGGCUCUGAGGAGACGGCCGAGGGCGGCGCCGACGAGUCGCGCGGCAGCGACUGGAGCCUGCUCAACAUCUUCGGCGGCGGCCGGCGCGCGCUGCGCCAGUAGCGGGCCGAGCGCACCCGCAGGUGGGUCUCCGGGCCGGGCCGGGCCGGGGCGACGGCGGCCGCCGGGGCCAGUAGCAGACGCCGCCCAGCCGCUCGCUGACUGGGCUGUGCCCGCGCUGCACUGUGUCUGGACUGUGGGGUGCCCUGGUGAUGGGGCGCCCCGUCUGGCCGCGCAGUGCCGCCGCCCGCGCCCCGCCCGCCCGGACGGCCCCCCCACCCCCACCCCCGUCACCCCGCCGCCAUCGUGCUCGCGUCAUCAGCCGAGCGGCCGCCGCCGGCGCCUCUCCUGUCGCCGCCGCUCCGGGCGCCGGCCGCCGCAGUCGCCCAGACCACCGCGGCCGCCCGCGCGCUUUUAGACACACCUUUUCUGGCUUUGUGGCUUCGUUGUAGUUGGCGCGGUCCGGCCGUGUCUGUGUACCGGUCCGUGGUAUCCGUGAGAGCGGGCUCGUCCCGUGGCGUACAAACCACUGCCGCUGCUGGCCGCCCGUCCGCCGGCCGGCCGGCUGGGAGGUGCCCCCCCCCCCGUCCCGUCCCGUCUGCGGCUGGGAGGUGCCCCCCCCCUCCGUCCCGUCUGCGGCUGGCGGAGAGCAGCCGUCGUCUGUCGUCUAUCUCGCGAUCCCCGACCCCCCCCCCCCCCUGAUCGUUGUGCUCCGGUUCACUGCCUGGCGACGCUGUCGCCGACCAGUUGAUGUAUUCAUUCGCAGCGUUCAUUCCCAGAAGGGGUCUUACUUGCGUGACAUUGUCUCCUGGCGCCGACUGCGCAUCCCGGCGCGUCCGAUCCCGUCUUCUGUGCCGGUGUCGCGCCUCCCAGCCGGCGGCGGCCAGCCGUUUUAUUUUUGUAUAGGUUAGUGAGCCCAGACUCGUCCCAGAGAGGUGGUGCGUAAUAAACUGUUCCAAAUUUGA
Molecule: messenger RNA, 3211 nt
Organism: Amphibalanus amphitrite
Lineage: Eukaryota; Metazoa; Arthropoda; Thecostraca; Balanomorpha; Balanidae
Product: lamin-C-like
Exons: 9
Coding region: 480-2309 (609 amino acids)
Source: RefSeq, a predicted model, not a curated record